This is a messenger RNA of Menidia menidia (Atlantic silverside), 2182 nucleotides long. NCBI's taxonomy places the organism in Eukaryota, Metazoa, Chordata, Actinopteri, Atheriniformes, Atherinopsidae. The record is from the annotation of a GenBank genome assembly.
CUAAUUUAUUACUACAAUUUGUUCCUCACCUUUGGUCUCUUUAGAGAUAUAGAUACAUUAUAGAUGUUAGCAUUUGUAUUCAAUUAUAACUGGGUGAAUGCUCAUAAAACGAUGCGUUUCUCUUGAUUAGGUCUGCUCCUGUUUUUUGACUGAUUUUCCAUUCUGGUAACAUUUGAUACUGAGUUUCGAAGAUAGAAACUCAGUGGUUGUGCAAGAGAGGACACCGAGGUCAGCAUGGGCUCCGGCUCCUCCUCUUAUUCCCCCAGGACUAUUUACCUAGAUGUGGAUGGAAAAGUGCAAAAGGUGGUGUUCAGUCGGCACUGCAGUCCGUGUGACAUCAAAGAGCUUCUAUGUUCCUCAUCUAAUAUUCCCAGGAAUACUGCCAUCACGGUGGUUGAUCCAGAAGGUGCCAUGGUUUCCAUCGAUCCCACUAUGCCCACCAACUCUCCAAACUCAUUGUACAAAGUUAUCCCACAGUCUACCGGUCAACUUGGAGAGAAGGAGGAGGUGUUUCAGAACGUGUUGUCCCAGGUGGCUGAACAGUUCAGCAGAGCUUUUCAAAUUAACGAAAUAAAGACUGAGGUCACUAACAAGUUGGCCAUGCUGGAAAGGAAAGUUGAACUGGAAGGCUUGAAAGUUGUGGAGAUUGAGAAGUGUAAAAAUGAUCUCAGGAAACUACGAGAUGAGAUGACUUCAAGAGGUGUCAGCAGGGUAAACUGCCAGUGCAAAUACAGCUUCACAGAUGAUGGGAAAAAGGUUACUCCCAGACGAGACAUCCCUACUUACCCCAAGUACACACUCUCUCAGGAGACUAUCGAGGCUCUGAAGAAGCCAACCUUUGAUGUUUGGCACUGGGAACACAAUGAGAUGCUGAGCUGCCUGGAGUACAUGUACCAUGACUUGGGCAUUGUAAGGGAGUUUAACAUGAAUCCCAUCACACUGAAGCGCUGGCUGCUGGCAAUUCAGGAGAACUACCGUAACAACCCUUUCCACAACUUUCGUCACUGCUUCUGUGUUAGCCAAAUGAUGUAUGGCAUGCUGCACCUCUGCAACCUGCAGGACAAGCUGAGCCUGACAGAUAUGGUCAUUUUGAUGACAGCUGCGGUGUGUCACGACCUGGACCACCCUGGCUACAACAACACGUACCAAAUCAACGCUCGCACAGAGCUGGCGGUGCGCUACAACGACAUCUCUCCGCUGGAGAACCAUCACUGCGCCGUUGCCUUCCAAAUUCUCUCUCUUCCCGAGUGCAACAUCUUUGCAAAUGUGGAACCUGAGGCGUUCAAACAGAUGAGGCAGUCGAUUAUCACCCUUAUUCUAGCCACUGACAUGGCCAAACACGGGGAGAUACUCGAAUCCUUCAAGCAAAAUGUGGACAACUUUGACUUCACAAACGCGGAGCACGUGGCAUGUCUCAGAAUGGUGUUGAUCAAGUGCUGUGACAUUUCCAAUGAGGUGAGGCCAACUGAGGUCGCUGAACCAUGGGUGGACUGCUUACUGGAAGAGUACUUCAUGCAGAGUGACAGAGAAAAGUCCGAAGGUCUUCCAGUGGCUCCAUUCAUGGACAGGGAUAAAGUCACCAAACCCACUGCUCAGAUUGGCUUUAUAAAGUUUGUCCUCAUUCCGAUGUUUGAGACAGUCAUGAGGCUUUUUCCUCAAAUUGAAGAGAUCAUGGUUCAGCCUUUGAGAGACUCCCGUGAUCACUAUGAGGAGCUUAAGCAGCUUGAAGAUGCCAUGACAGAGGGUUCUUCCUUCAUGGUCAAAUUCAGAAAAAAGCUUGAAAAAAUGUGACAGACCUCAGUGGAGACGUUCUGCGCUGCAUUCUGAAGAUGACAGCUGGAGAAGGAGGGCUCGACCGAAAGGAGAUGGCUCAACCACCCUCCGAACUAAAAUUAGGCACCUUGAAGGCAUAUCCUGAACUUUGACUUAGACUUUUGCACUGGUUGUUAAAAGGAGCUACUUGCUUCCCACCUUAUAUAUUUAGGUUGUGCUUUAUUUAUACUUUUUAUAUGUGCAAUAGUCUGAAGCACUUGUCCACAUAGAAAAGUGAAACCAAACUUGGGCCAAAGGCUGAAGACCAAAUGUUCAGGAAAUGUAUCCCCAUUAUGGUUAUUUCCUAGUCCCUCCAGUAGAAAACGCACAAAAGUCAGUCAUUUUCACCUCUUUGUAGCAAUAAAAGUUU